UUCACUGGAGUGUGUGUGUGUGUAGUGCUGCAGUAACGAGUGGAGAGGGGGGAUGACUGCAGUUUCUCGGGCUGAUGGAAGAGCGCGAGCAGGAGACGUUCGCACGCCGCUGAAACGUUAACCCCUAAGUGCCUCGCUCGUGUAUGGCCCAGACGCUUAUUGAGGAUUAGGACCGAGCAGAUCACUGCAGUCAGGGUUUCUGUUGGUGUAACCGUCAAGCAUGAAGUGGAAUUUGUUCAAGAAGAAGCCUGCGGCCAUGGUGGGCCCCGAGCCCACGGGUGCCAGCGCCCUGACCAUGGCCCCUGCUGUUUCCACACCGGCAGACAACUCCACCGAGCACCAGGGCCCGGUCAGCAAAAAUGACGUCUUUGGUGACAUCAAAAACAAGUUCCUCAAUGAGAUGGACAAGCUUCCACUGCCUCCCUGGGCCAUCAUCGCCAUCGCGAUCGUAGCCGUGGUUCUUAUUCUCACCUGCUGCUUCUGCAUCGUUAAAAAGACCUGCCUUAAGAAGAAAAAAGGCAAGAAGGGAAAGAAAGGCAAGGGAGACAUGGGAAUGAAGAACAUGAAGGGAGGAGAGAAACAGGAAGAGGAUGAUGAUGAAGAAGAUAUAGACAUGGGAAUAACUGAAGAGAAAGAGGAAGAACCGAAAGAGAAGGAGAAGCUCGGCAAACUACAGUUUUCUCUAGACUAUGACUUCUCUGAUAACAAGCUGACAGUGGGCAUCCUGCAAGCUGCAGAUCUUCUUUCCAUGGACAGUGGCGGCACCUCAGAUCCGUAUGUCAAAGUUUUCAUUCUCCCUGACAAGAAGAAGAAGUAUGACACCAAGGUGCACAAGAAAACCCUCAACCCCGUCUUCAAUGAGACUUUCCACUUUAAGAUUCCGUUCACUGAAAUGGGAGGAAAGACUCUGGUCAUGUCUGUGUACGACUUUGACCGUUUCUCAAAGCACGAUGUGAUCGGUGAGGUGAAGAUUCCCAUGAACACCCUGGACCUGGCACAACCUAUCGAGCAAUGGAGAGACCUGGACAGUGCAGAGAAAGAGGAGCCUGAAAAGCUUGGAGAUAUCUGCAUCUCUCUUCGCUAUGUACCUACAGCUGGAAAACUCACCAUCUGUAUCCUAGAGGCUAAGAAUCUGAAAAAGAUGGAUGUUGGAGGACUCUCAGAUCCUUACGUGAAGAUUCAUCUUCUGCAAAACGGCAAGCGGCUGAAGAAGAAGAAGACGACUGUGAAGAAGAACACCCUGAACCCGUACUACAACGAGUCCUUCAGCUUCGAGAUCCCACAGGACCAGAUGCAGAAAAUACAAGCUGUGAUCACGGUGCUCGACUACGAUAAGAUCGGCAAGAACGACGCCAUCGGGAAGAUCUGGGUGGGCAGCAAAGCGCAGGGCACCGAGCUUCGGCACUGGUCCGACAUGCUGGCGAACCCACGCAGGCCCAUCGCUCAGUGGCAUCCACUCAAACCUGAGGAGGAAGUGGAUGCCACACUAGCAGCCCUCACUGCCAAGAAGUAAUCCUGAUCUUCUUCCUUCCCUCCCUCUCUCCUUUACCUCCCUUCCUUUCUUUCACUUUCCAACAUGCACAACAUGUCAUCUUAGCCAAUCAGCACUGAAUUAGAGCCAUGGGCCACCAGACUAGAGGUAUUAAGAAGACCUUUUGGUCUCAUCAUCAACAGCUAAAAUGAGGGUCUAACGAGAGAGACUCUUUCCACAGAUGUUGGUUGAGCUCAUAGGUGUGUAUAUCCUCAAGGUUUAUUCACAGAAGAGAUGUAAGCUCACAUUCACACCCAAAUAUCCAACAGCAUUCCAAAGUUUUCCAUCGGGGACCAGGGAUAGAAAACACUGCCUCUUCCACUGCCUAAUUUAACACAUUCCUUCUAGAUUCUCUGGUCAUCUAGAUGAAAUCAGUUCUGUUGCUUUUGUUGAGUCUGAAAGGACAGUGAAGAAUUGUUUAUCAUUGUGAAUAAUAUAAAAAAAGAAAAAACAAAAGUGGGAACUGGAGAGAUAGUUGGACUAGAUGCUCCUGCCCAGCCAGAAGGAAUCUUUCAGGUGUCGAUUACACUGCCUGCAAAACAACCUCUUCUUCCAUUCUUCAGUUCCAGCUGUCAGCUGGCUUCUUCCACUGCCCAACAUCCUAACAAACCCUGACAAAAAGGAGACAAGCCUUGAAACAUCAUGAAAUAAGCAAUUCUUAGCUGCCAGGGACGUCUUCCUGUUAGCAUCGGUAUAUUGGUUUCUUUGCUUUGAUUUCUUGUAGUAAAUGUAUUCUGCCUGAGCACUUUAAAUGAAGGUGUGUUUUUGUUCCAGUCGAUGCUUCGUUUUCAAGCUGCUUUUAUUUUCACCUGCAAUUUUUGAUGUUCUGAACCCACUCAUUAAAGGAAUAGUUCACCAAAAAAUGAAUAUAAAGUCAUCAUUAUUUACUUUUCUUUCUUACAGCAGUGGAACACAAAUGGAGGUGCUUCAAAGAAUGUUCACGCUGCUCUCCUUCUUACAAUGAAAGUGAAUGGUGACCAAGAGGCCAUCAAGCUUAAAAUUUAUAUAUACCAUUGACUUCCAAAACGUGGUCAUCAUUGAUUUUCAUUGUGUGGAAAAGGGCAGGGUGAACAUUCUUCAAAAUUUCAUCUUCUUUUGCCUUCUACGGAAGAAAGAAAGAACGUCAUACGGGUUUCGAAAUACAUGAGUGAACUAUUCCUUUUAGAACUUCCAUCAUUUGUUGUUUUCAUCUUUUAUUCAUGGUUUAAACCAGAUUUAUGGUUUCACAAGAAGAGCUGAUUAGAAGGCACUGUGUGUAUUUACUGCACAUCUUACCAAACCGCUGAACUUAUUUGCACUACUGGAACUGCAUUCUGUACAUGUUGCUUUAUCAAUCUCAAUACGUGCUUUUGUGAUGGCGCAUUCUUGAUUCGAGUUGUCAGAGUUUGCAUUUGUUAAAAAAAGGAAGCUUGUAUCAUUUGAAAGCAGCUUUAGGGCUUACAGUGUGAGUCAUUGUGUGAGGAUGUGAAUCUCAAAAUAUCAUUUUGCUUAAGACCGACACAGAACUAAAUCUUCGUGCAUUUUAUCUUUGUAUUGCCUGGAGAAACUCUUUUGGCAAUGAUGAUACCUUGUGAUAUUUGUUCAAUUAUUAAGUAUUUGAGAAAUUAAGCAAAAUAGCAAGCCUGAAUUGGAUCAAGAGCAUCAUUUAUUGAGUAGAGACUUUUAAACCAGGCCAAAAACUACAUGUAGAGAGCCAAGAGUGGAUUUGAGGGAGAUUUUGUUGUGUACAUGCUGUAACCCAAUAAAAAAACAACUCAUUCUUGUAAGGAAACGUCACUUUAGCGCCUUUUAUCCUACACCACUAACUCAUCAAUCUACUGCUACAUUGCUUAGUAAUUCAUUCAGUUACUUUUAGGGUUGACAGUCUGUAAUCGUAAAAUUUAAUCAAGCAAAAUUUAAUAAAUUGUAACAUUUGACGAUUUUCUGUCAAAAGCACAAUAAAAGUACUUAAUUCUACUAAUGCUUUAUGUUCAAAAUCCUCAGAAAUCCCAUAAUAGCUUUGUAUGUGGAACAGAAAUUUACACAGAUCACCCAAAAAUGAAAAUUCGGUCACCAUUUACUCACCCUCAUGUCGUUCCAAACCUGUAUGACUUUUAUCUUCUGUGUAACACAAAAGAAGAUAUUUUAAAGACUGUUUUGAUUAAUCCAUUCAGUUAAAUGUAAAAAAUAAAUAAAUAAAUACAAAAUUUAAAUUCUACAUUUGUAACAUUUUUUUUUUUUUACAUUUAAUUUUUUUAAAAUGUAAAAUUUAAAUAUUACAUUUAAAAAUGUAGUAGAAGUAAAAAUUCAGAAUUAAAAAACUGUAAAAGUUUAAAAAAUGUAAAUUUAACUUUGAAAAUGUACAUUUUCCUGUGUCAUGAGAUGUGGUUAGUGGUGGGGCUAAUUAUCUUAUAUUUUCUCCUAAUUUAUUUCUUAAAUAUAAUAAAAAUAGAAAAAAGUCAGCAAACCUGGGCUCCAAAAAUUCUAUCCCAUAGGUGACUUUUUGAGCAUGCAGGCUCUUAAUCAUUUGUUUUUGUUAAAUAUAAUAAAACAAAUAGCAGUUUAAGCCAUUGUGUGUCAUUUAAACAUAAACAUUUUCUUUCAAAAGUUGCUUCAAUGACGUUUCCCGUAUGAGAUUCCCCUGGAUAAAACAGAAGCAGCUCUUCUGACAGGCUGUGUUCAGUUGCGAUAACUCUGUUGUUUGAUUGUGGAAUAGCAGGUAUUUCCGUCCACAUUCACAGUGCAGUUUCAUGUCUUUUUGCGGGUCUAAUGAAUGUGUGAUUAUUUAUCAUUUGUUAUACGACAUCAUGCUUUUCUUUUUCCUCUAGUAUUGUAUUGACACCUCAUUUAGGAAUCACUUUCUUUGUUAAUGUUUUUCAGGUGCAAUCUCUUAACUAUGUCCCUUAUUUCGAAGAUCUUCACAAGAAAAAAAAACGCAACUUGCAACUAACACCCCCUCUCCAAACCCAUAGGCGUGUAGUUUGACCUAUAUAUGCAUAGUUCCUACUUUAUGAUAACUGCAUGUUACAAUACAAAAAGAUGCGCAUGUUUCAGAGAUGAAGCAAAAAAUAUAUUGUGUACCUAAGUAGGUGUUCUUUGUCAUUUUAAUAACAAAACGGAGGGGGAUAAGAUACUGUGUAUAUUUUCUAAUCGAAAUCAAAUAUGUAUUUAUUUUCUGUGAGUGGGUACUGGAGAGAAUAUGAAGUAUACUAGACUAAUCUUCAUUUUCAGAUUCAAUCCAUGCCUGGACAUCAUGAGCAAAUACUGUAUGUUAAGUGCUUUGUGUGAACUAAUGUAGAAUGAAAACGUAGCCGCAUGCUUGCCGUCUACUAAUAUUGUUAAGGAACAAAAUGUUUAUGUAUUUGUUUAUUUAUUUAUUCCAAAUGAUUUAUUUAGAUUUAUUUUUCAGAGUAAUAUUUCUAUGUCACUUGUUUGUGGGAAGUCAAAACUUCCAGCGGGGGGCUCCAAGGGAAUAUUUUCCCCCAUCUUGUAGGAUCCUGUAAUCAGCAGAGUAUCUCUGUUGGAAUUACGAUGUAAAGUUGUGGAUCAUACAGAAUCAUAACAAAAGAAUACACUUUUAUUAUAAUUUUUCGUCUUUUCACUGUCAGUGCCAAUGAGAGAAGUCACGUUUACUGCCAUUUUAUCUGACUUUACGUCAUUCUUACGUGAUUUUUUGCGGACCAACUGAUUUCUACCUUGGCAACAAAGUUGCCGGAGCACAAUACUAUCAAUCCUGUUUUAGAAAACUUGGAGUCCCCAUUGUUUUCUAACAAGCUUUUUAUUUAUGAAUCUUUUACAUAAGAACAGCGUUUAACUAGCCAAUAAACCGUAAGUUUGUGUGUGCGAGUGUGAAUAAGAUAAAGCCAUAAGACUUGAGCUAAAUCUUUGGAGCUCAGCUAUAUAGAUGUACUUAAGAUGAUCCUAAAACGUCUCUUCCUUUCAUAGGCCGAUGAAUUUCCUCAACAUUCCACAUAGUCUGUGAAGCUACGGGGCCACACUGUUUCCUAAAAUGUGCUAAGUUAAGCAUUAUUGGCAGUUCAACUUGAAAUAGUCCGUCUUUCUGUUAAUAAUGUGUCUUUUUAAUGUUUUUUAUGAUUAUUUCAGUGUACACUGGGUUUUGUAAACGCCUUGAUUUAACACAAAGUGUGCUAGGGACGUCUGUAUGAACAUUUACAUGUGGUCAUAGUUAUUGCCAUUCCACUAUGUAUGUACACACAUGCAUUUUUGGGCAAAGGGCAAUUAAAAGUUGUGUAAUUAUGAAAAGUUGUUGUUUUUACCAUUUUAAUAAUAAUUCACAAUCCAAAAUAUGAUUUAGGACAACUAAAAAGUAUAUAAUUUGGACAUGCAGACAAGAAAAUUGAACAGAACUGUACAGUAAUUCGGCUUAUCCAAGUAAGCAUUGCUUGAGGUCUGAGUGUGAAUGCGUGUGACUUUAAUAAUAAUGCAUAGGCCCUUUAAUAAAUAAUAAUUAUUUGUUGUGAGUUACUCAAGCACUGCCAUUCUGCCUAUAUGGCAGUGUGCACAAUGAACAUUUGUUUGAAACAUUCCUGAUCGUAAACCACGGAGUCGUUACUUGUGAGCCAAGAUAUUUGGGAGCAGUUUAAAAACUGCUGAUGGAUUCAGUCUUUAAGUUGCUCUUCAUGUAAAUCCACCUACAGAACCAGCUCGGUUGUAUUUGUAACUCUUGGUGACUGUUUUAUGUCAUUCAAAUCAAUGAGAGACUGCUCUAAGAUGUUUGGGUGCAGUUUAAAAACUGCAAAUGGAUUCAGUCUUUAAGUUGCUCUUAAAGACUGAAUCCGCUUACAAAACCAGCUUGGUUAUCUUUGUAACUCUCUGUGACUGUUUUAUGUCAUACAAAUCAAUAAGAGCCUGCUCUAACUGCCCAUAACAGAGACGUUUUACGUAUUUUUUUCUAAUGCUAGCCGAUGCCUUCAUGUCUGCUUUGGCGUAAUUGCAUAGCAAAGUUCUGGGGAUAAAAAAAUCAAAAGCCUGCCAUUGUGUCUUUUUAUUUUGAUUCUUCUCUUGCACUUUUCAUUCUGCUUAUCUAGAGUUGUAAAAUGCUCUUUUUCUAUUUGUGGUGAUCUGUUUUUUUUCUUUAGUCGGUGGGAGAUUGUGAGGGUUUGUCCCUCAGGCUAUGUUUGUACCUGUUUCGGUGUUCUCGUGUGUGUGCGUGUGUUCAUGUCCGUAUUGUCGUGCCUAGUGUGGAUCAAUCGCAUGCUUUAGCCCUUGAUGGGACACUUUGAGAAAACGUUGCUCACAGACUCUUCCCACAACCCCCCUAGUGGACAGUACAUGAGCAUCAGCAAUCCUUGUAAAGACGUCAAGGGAACCAAAUAGCUCUACAGAUUUACCAUGUGUGUUACCAGCUCUGUACUGAAACAAAUGAGAAAAUAAAGGCCUUUUAAUUACACUUAA
Messenger RNA from Labeo rohita (rohu), 6925 nucleotides. It is a transcript of the gene syt2a, whose product is annotated as synaptotagmin IIa. Bases 221 to 1513 code for a protein of 430 amino acids. Gene Ontology annotation, biological process: regulation of calcium ion-dependent exocytosis; cellular response to calcium ion; calcium ion-regulated exocytosis of neurotransmitter. Gene Ontology annotation, cellular component: synaptic vesicle membrane; dense core granule; axon. Gene Ontology annotation, molecular function: calcium-dependent phospholipid binding; syntaxin binding; clathrin binding. The record is from RefSeq and is a predicted model, not a curated record. Lineage: Eukaryota; Metazoa; Chordata; Actinopteri; Cypriniformes; Cyprinidae. The transcript is spliced from 9 exons.